AUGGACCCGGCCGGCGCGGGGAAGGCGACGGCGGCGGCGGCGGCUGUGUGCGUGACGGGCGCGGGAGGCUUCAUCGCCUCGUGGCUCGUGGAGCGCCUCCUCGCCGGAGGAGACUACGCGGUGCAUGGCACCGUUCAUGAUCCUGGCAACCCCAAGAAUGACCACCUGAGGACGCUGGACGGCGCCGGCGAGCGGCUGCGGCUGUUCAACGUCGACGUGCUGGACUACGCGAGUGUGGCGUCCGCCGUGGCCGGCUGUGCCGGCGUCUUCCACGUCGCCAGCCCAUGCCCCGCCACCAAAUCCAUGAACCCCGAGGUGGAGCUGCUUGCCCCGGCGGUGGCCGGCACGCUGAACGUGCUCCGGGCCUGCCGUGAGGCCGGCGUCCGCCGCGUCGUGGUGGUGUCGUCGGUCGGCGCGAUCUUCAUCAACCCCAACCCCCCCGAGGGCCCCACCAUGGACGAACACUGCUGGUCGGACGAGGAGUACUGCAGAGCCACCGAGAGUUGGUACUGCCUCUCCAAGACGCUGGCCGAACGCGAGGCCUGGGCUUACGCAGAGAAGACCGGGCUAGACGUGGUGACCGUGUGCCCACCGCUGGUGUUCGGGCCUCUGCUGCAGCCCACGGUGAACACCAGCAGCUUGUUCCUCAUCAGAUACCUGAAAUGCGACGGCGUGGACGCCAUGGACGACAGGGUGAGGAACAUGGUGGACGUCAGGGACGUCGCCGACGCCCUUGUGCUAGCGUACGAGAGCCCAGAGGCGGCCGGCCGCUACAUCUGCAGCGCGCACGCCAGGAAGGUGUCUGAAAUGGUUUCCAUCGUCAGGAGCCUGCAUCCCAACCUGAACUGCGCAAACAGGUUCGUUCGGCUGGUGGGAGAUGAGAAGGUGUUCAGCACAGAGAAGCUGCAGAGGCUGGGGUGGAAGUUCAGGACGCUGGAGGAGACGCUCAAGGACAGCGUCGAGUCCUACAUGUCUGCAGGCAUACUCAACUGA
This is a messenger RNA of Triticum turgidum subsp. durum (durum wheat), 993 nucleotides long. NCBI's taxonomy places the organism in Eukaryota, Viridiplantae, Streptophyta, Magnoliopsida, Poales, Poaceae. The record is from the annotation of a GenBank genome assembly.